ACAUUUAAUCUGGACAUGGACUGGAGUAAAAAUUAUGUAUGUUAAAAUAAUUAUGUUAUAUUAGUUUUUAUCUACUACAGCCUGUUGAAGGUGGACAACAGACAUUUUUUCAAUGUUAUGGAGCUCAUAUUUUGAGUGUUUUGUAACUCACACAUUGGAAAUACUUGAGAUCUGUGUUCACCGUUGGAAAUGGGGACCUCGGUUUUAUCUGAAGUCAGGACUCAAAGAGGAGUUUUUUGCAUGCUUCUGCUCCUCUUGCUCUGCUGCUUGGCUGGAAAAUGUGAGCUUCAGAAAUCAAAACCUUUAUCGGCAACCAACCUCCCCACUGUCAAACCUUUCCAAGAUCAAAACAAUGAACCUCAGGCCUUCCCCGAAGAGGAGAGGGCCAGCCUCCCUGUGUUUACUAUGGACUACCCUCGGAUACAAGUCCCCUUUGAGUUUACACUAUGGAUACUGUUGGCCUCCUUUGCCAAAAUUGGUUUCCACAUUUACCACAAAAUCACCAUCUGGAUCCCAGAAUCCUGCCUCCUGAUUACCAUCGGCCUCAUCGUCGGCGGCAUCAUGCACUCAGUUAAAGAGGAGCCCCCGGCUGUGCUCAGCUCCAAUGUCUUCUUCCUCUACAUGCUCCCACCCAUCGUUCUCGACAGCGGCUACUUCAUGCCCACAAGGCCGUUCUUCGAAAACGUUGGCACGGUGCUGUGGUACGCCGUGGUGGGAACUCUGUGGAACAGUAUUGGCAUCGGGCUUUCUCUGUUCGCCAUCUGCCAGUUUGAGGUGUUUGGAGUUCAAGAUAUCAACCUGCAGGAGAACUUGCUGUUUGCCUCCAUCAUCUCGGCUGUGGACCCAGUGGCUGCUCUGAAUGUGUUUGAGGACAUCGGAGUCAACGAGCAGAUUUACAUAGUCAUAUUUGGAGAGGGACUCUUCAAUGAUGCUGUCACUGUGGUACUGUAUAGCAUGUUUUCCUUCUUGGCAGACCUGCCCAUUGUUGAAUCCACUGACGUGUUCCUUGGAGUGGCCCGGUUCUUCGUGGUGGCGGCCGGCGGAGUCCUCUUUGGCCUUCUGUUUGGAUUCGUGGCAGCGUUCACCACACGUUUCACCCACAACGUCCGUCAGAUCGAGCCCCUCUUCGUCUUCAUGUACAGCUACCUGGCGUACCUGGUGGCCGAGCUGUUUGCCAUCUCCAGCGUCCUGGCCAUUAUCACAUGUGCUAUCACCAUGAAGUACUACGUGGAGGAGAAUGUGUCUCAGAGAUCCUGCACCACCAUUCGCCAUGUGGUGAAGAUGCUGGCAACCGUCUCCGAAACCCUCAUCUUCUUCUUCCUGGGUGUUGUUACUAUAACGACCGAACACGAGUGGAACUGGGCCUACAUCCUGUUUACGCUGCUCUUUGCCUUCAUCUGGAGAGGACUGGGAAUUCUGGUGUUGACACAGAUCAUCAACCCGUUCCGUACCAUCCAGUUCAAUUUCAAGGACCAGUUUGGACUCGCCUACGGAGGCCUACGAGGGGCAAUCUGCUUCGCCCUGGUCUUCACCUUGCCCGAUAACAUCAACAGAAAGAAUCUGUUUGUCACGGCUUCGAUCGCCAUGAUUAUAUUCACUGUUUUCAUACAGGGCAUCAGCAUCCGUCCCAUCGUAGAGUAUUUAAACAUCAGGAGGACCAACAAAGACCUGAACACCAUCAAUGUAGAAAUCCACACCAGGGUGAUGGAGCAUGUUGUCUGUGGUAUUGAGGACCUGUGUGGCCAGUGGAGUCACUACUACUGGAAAGACAAGUUUAAGAAGUUCAACGAUCGUGUUUUGAGGCGUAUCCUGCUUCGAGACAACAGGGCCGAGUCCAGUAUUGUGUCUCUGUAUAAGAAACUGGAGCUGCAGAACGCCAUUGAAAUACUGGACACACCUGUGGCAGACCUCAGUGCAGCGCCAUCUAUUGUCUCUCUGCAUGAUGAGAUGAAGGAGGCAUCUCGACCGAAGAAGAAGUUCCUGGCUGCUGACGUGAGGAAAAUGCACGACAUCCUGUCAAAUAACAUGUACAAGAUCCGACAAAAGACGAUGGCGUACACCAACAAGUACAGUCUGCCCGACGAAAGCCGAACCAGGGAGAUUCUGAUCCGCCGCCACGCGAGCAUCAGACGCAGCCUCCGUCCCGGAAGUCUCCGUGAGAUGCCUGCACUAAACAUCCCCAAGUCUCAGAGGUACUACUCCCUGCAGGCCGGUGGAGAUCUGGAGUCUGCCCUCAGAAGACGAAGUUUCGGUGGUAGUGAGGUGGGCCGUCCCUCAGCUCGUCUCCAGUCCUCUGGUGUGUCGCCCCGCUCCUCGUCCCGCUCCUCGUCCAGCUCUCUGGUUCCUUUAAGGAGGUUGAACACCAUCCAGGAGUCUGGGAGUGCAGGGGAGCAGCCAGCUGCUUCUCCCCGCCCACACUCUCCAUCUCUUGGAGUACACCCUUCGGACAAGAGGGGUCCCGGAAAUCUUGGUGGUUCCAGCUUCAGAGUCAGGAAAGCACCAGCUUCCGCACCCAGGAGACCCAGCUCAGAUUGGGCAGAAGGAGACGAAGACCCUGCCAACCCCGAACCUCCAGGAGGAGGGGUGGAACCAGUGCGACCUCCCCAGCUACCACCACCUCGUGGCUGGAUACCUGAGAACCAGGAUGCCAGAGAAAAUGGGGCAGGAAAUCCCCUACUUAGACACUCGUCACAGGGGUCUCGAGGCACAGGGAGAUCAUGACGAACAGAGGACCGAGGGAAGGAUUUUGAAUCAGGUCGGCUGCUCCGGAGCACAAACAAGAGGCUCAUUUACAAACUUGAACUUCAAAACAGAAGAGUUUAGUUGAGAAAGACUCUUGAUAUUACCUGCCUGUUCUCUUAAUUAUGCUGGGGUUUUUUUUUUACUCAUCUUUUCUAGAUAACAUUUGGCUAUUUUACUUUUAAUUCAUUGAACAGAGAGGUGGUGGUGUCCACAUCCCACCCUCUGUUUAAGACAACAGGUGACAAUCAGCAAAGGAAAAAACCUUGGAUUGUAGCUCCCAAAAAAGUUUGAGAAAUGAUCCCAGCAGGACUGAAAUGUCUUUCAAUCUAAAAAAAAAACUAUUAGUACGUUUUUUUCCUGAACCAAGUUCCUGCUUUCUGCCUCCUGAAAUCUUUCUGUUUGCAAAAUCAAAACUGCAAUCCUGUAAUGCAACAUGCAGGGCCAUCAUCUGCAUGGUAUGCAAGUGUUUUUGCA
Seriola dumerili (greater amberjack) is the source of this 3216-nucleotide messenger RNA. RefSeq names its product sodium/hydrogen exchanger 2-like. Gene Ontology annotation, molecular function: sodium:proton antiporter activity. The record is from RefSeq and is a predicted model, not a curated record. Gene Ontology annotation, biological process: sodium ion transport; proton transmembrane transport; regulation of pH. Lineage: Eukaryota; Metazoa; Chordata; Actinopteri; Carangiformes; Carangidae. Gene Ontology annotation, cellular component: membrane. Bases 190 to 2721 code for a protein of 843 amino acids. The transcript is spliced from 13 exons.